Gracilinanus agilis (Agile Gracile Mouse Opossum) is the source of this 5526-nucleotide messenger RNA. RefSeq names its product capping protein regulator and myosin 1 linker 1 (gene CARMIL1). Gene Ontology annotation, molecular function: protein binding. NCBI's taxonomy places the organism in Eukaryota, Metazoa, Chordata, Mammalia, Didelphimorphia, Didelphidae. Gene Ontology annotation, biological process: cell migration; regulation of Arp2/3 complex-mediated actin nucleation. Bases 478 to 4623 code for a protein of 1381 amino acids. Gene Ontology annotation, cellular component: plasma membrane; lamellipodium. The record is from RefSeq and is a predicted model, not a curated record. The transcript has 37 exons.
GCAGCUAAGGACUGGAGGGAAGCGGGAGCCCCAGCGGGAGGGAGAAGGCUGGAGCGGAGGGAGCGAGUAAGGGAGUGAGAGGAGGAGCAGCGGCAGCAGCAACAGCAACAGCAGCCGCAGCUGCGGAGGUGGAGGCGGCUGCUGCGGGCGGUCCCAACCGCCUCUUCCCCGGCUCCCGGCGGGCUAUUUCACCCUUAUCCCCUGUCCAGUCUCCACCAGUAACCGAAGCUGAGUCGUCAUGUAGCAGCUACAUAGUCAUCUCCUAUUUGCAACUCUUUUUUUUUUUUUUUUUUUUUUUGGUGGGGGGAGGGCAGCAAUUUAAAAUUUUUUUCUUCCUCCUUCCCUGCCUCCUCCCCGCUCCAUUCUCGAGCCGCAUCUGUUUCUUCAAAGAAAAAAAUAUUUUUAGGUGCUCAGGAGAGGGUGGGGAAAUAAUAAAUUAUAGUGAACCAGCUUCAUACUCCUCCAUAAAGGGCAACAAUGACUGAAGAGAGCUCAGAGGUGCCCAAAGAGUUGAUAGAAAGUAUCAAGGAUGUUAUUGGCAGGAAGAUUAAAAUUGCAGUGAAAAAGAAAGUAAAAUUGGAAGUCAAGGGAGACAAAGUAGAAAACAAAGUAUUGGUGCUUACAUCAUGUCGGGCCUUUCUUGUGACAGCUCGAAUUCCCACCAAGCUAGAAUUAACCUUCAGCUACCUAGAAAUCCAUGGAGUUACCUGCAACAAGCCAGGUCAGCUGAUUGUUGAAACCGAAAAAUGCAGCCUUUCCAUGAAGAUGGCAUCUUCAGAAGAUGUGAAUGAUGUGCUGGCACACAUUGGCACUUGUCUGAGGAAGAUAUUCCCUGGCCUGUCACCAGCGAGAAUUAUGAAAAAAAUUGCUAUGGAGCCAGCUGAAAGACUUACCAAUCUCCAGGCACUGUGGGAUAGCCAGACUGUUGCAGAACUAGGGCCUUGUGGGGGAUUUUCUCAGAUGUAUGCCUGUGCUUGUGACUGGCUUGGAUUUCCAUACAGAGAAGAAGUCCAGUGGGAUGUGGAUACCAUUUAUCUGACACAAGACACACGGGAACUAAAUUUGCAAGACUUUAGCCACCUUGACCAUAGAGACUUAAUACCUAUUGUUGCUGCUCUGGAAUACAAUCAGUGGUUCACAAAGCUGUCCUCUAAGGAUCUAAAAUUGUCCACUGAUGUCUGCGAACAAAUCUUGAGAGUGGUGAGUAGGUCCAAUCGAUUGGAAGAAUUGGUUUUAGAAAAUGCCGGGCUUAGAACAGAUUUUGCACAAAAACUGGCCAAUGCCCUAGCCCAUAAUCCCAACUCAGGACUUCACACAAUUAACCUUGCUAGCAAUCCACUUGAGGAUAGAGGUGUUUCCUCUCUAAGCAUUCAGUUUGCCAAACUCCCAAAGGGACUCAAACACUUAAAUUUAUCUAAAACCUCAUUAUCACCGAAAGGUGUGAAUAGCCUUUCUCAAUCACUCAGUGCCAACCAGCUAAUUGCUACCACCCUCACCCACUUAGACCUCUCAGGGAAUGCUCUUCGGGGAGAUGACCUUUCGUACCUGUACAACUUUUUGGCUCAGCCAAAUGCCAUUGCUCACCUGGAUUUAUCCAACACAGAGUGUGCCCUGGAUAUGGUCUGUGCAGCACUUCUUCGUGGAUGCCUUCAGCAUUUAGCUGUUCUCAGCCUCUCGAGGACUGUCUUUUCUCAUCGGAAAGGAAAAGAUGUACCCCCAUCUUUCAAACAGUUUUUCAGCAGUUCUCUUGCCUUGAUGCAAAUCAACCUUUCAGGCACUAAACUCUCUCCUGAGCCUUUAAAAGCACUCUUACUGGGUUUGGCUUGUAAUCAUAAUCUGAAGGGGGUUUCUCUUGAUCUCAGCAGUUGUGAGCUGAGAUCAGGAGGUGCCCAGGUUUUAGAAGGCUGCAUUGCUGAAAUACACAACAUCACCAGCCUAGACAUUUCAGACAAUGGAUUGGAAUCUGACCUCUCUACCCUGAUAGUAUGGCUUAGUAAGAACAGAUCAAUACAACACUUGGCAUUGGGCAAAAAUUUCAAUAACAUGAAAUCCAAAAAUCUUACACCUGUUUUGGAUAACUUAGUACAGAUGAUUCAAGAUGAAGAAUCACCUUUGCAGUCCUUAUCCCUUGCAGACUCCAAACUCAAAACAGACGUAACCAUCAUCAUCAAUGCUCUGGGCAGCAACACUUCUCUAACCAAAGUGGAUAUCAGUGGGAAUGGAAUGGGAGACAUGGGAGCAAAGAUGUUGGCAAAAGCCCUACAGAUCAACACUAAGCUCAGGACUGUCAUCUGGGACAAGAACAACAUCACUGCACAAGGUUUCCAGGAUAUAGCUGUUGCUAUGGAGAAGAAUUAUACUUUGAGAUUUAUGCCCAUUCCCAUGUAUGAUGCUUCCCAAGCACUUAAGACUAACCCUGAAAAAACAGAGGAGGCACUGCAAAAGAUAGAAAACUAUCUGCUUCGGAAUCAUGAAACAAGAAAAUAUCUCCAGGAGCAAGCCUAUCGACUACAACAGGGCAUUGUCACCAGCACCACACAACAGAUGAUUGACAGAAUAUGUGUGAAAGUACAAGACCAUCUCAACUCUUUACGAAACUGUGGUGGGGAUGCCAUCCAGGAAGACUUAAAAUCAGCAGAAAGGCUUAUGCGUGAUGCUAAGAACUCCAAAACGUUGCUACCAAAUUUAUACCAUGUUGGUGGUGCAUCAUGGGUAGGAGCCAAUGGCUUAUCAUCCAGUCCAAUAGAAGAGACAUUAGAAUCAAUGGCUGGAGAAGUUACAAGGGUUGUAGAUGAACAGCUGAAGGCAUUACUUGAAUCCAUGGUAGAUGCCGCUGAAGAUCUUUGCCCCAAUGUGAUGAAAAAGACGAACAUCCGACAAGACCUGAUUCAUGCCAGCACUGAAAAGAUUUCCAUUCCACGCACCUUUGUGAAAAAUGUCCUUUUGGAACAGUCUGGAAUCGAUAUUCUUAACAAAAUUAGUGAAGUGAAGCUGACAGUGGCCUCUUUCCUCUCUGAUCGAAUUGUAGAUGAAAUCUUGGAUGCCCUUUCACACUGCCAUCACAAACUGGCUGACCAUUUUACUAGGAGAGGCAAACCACUUCCACAUCAAGAAUCCUUGGAGAUCGAAUUGGCCGAGGAAAAGCCAGUUAAACGCUCCAUCAUCACUGUAGAGGAGUUGACUGAGAUAGAACGUCUGGAAGACUUAGAUACCUGUAUGAUGACUCCUAAAUCCAAAAGGAAAAGUAUCCAUAGUCGAAUGCUCCGACCUGUGUCCAGGGCCUUUGAAAUGGAGUUUGAUCUUGAUAAAGCCCUGGAAGAAGUUCCAAUUCACAUAGAGGACCCACCUUUCCCAUCCAUCAGGCAGGAGAAGAGGGCCUCAGGAUUCAUCUCAGAGCUGCCUUCUGAGGAAGGGAAGAAGCUGGAGCAUUUCACAAAGUUAAGGCCAAAACGGAAUAAAAAACAGCAACCUACCCAAACUGCAGUUUGUGCUGCUACCCCUGUCCCUCAUGAUGGAGAACAGAAUGGCCUUAUGGGAAGAGUGGAUGAAGGGGUAGAUGAAUUUUUUACCAAGAAAGUAACUAAAAUGGAUUCCAAGAGAUCAUCAGCAAAAGCUUCAGAGUCUCAUGAUUCAAGUGAAGGAGGAGGAGAUGAAAAGAAAAAAAGGGAUUCUCGGAAAAGUGGCUUUCUCAAUUUAAUCAAGUCACGAUCCAAAUCUGAGCGCCCACAAACUGUCCUGGUCAUUGAGGAGCCUUCAUCUCCAAAAGGGGCUGUCAAAAACCCAGCUGUGGACACCCCCAAGAAGGAUAUAAAGCCAAUGGAGCAGAAUGGAAGCACAGAACGGACAGAAGAGUUAAAAACACCGGACUCACUUGAGGAUAAUCAAAUGGAGGAAAUUGGGAGGCUAGAACGGAGUGAUAGCAAGAGCAGCCCUCAGGGAGGGCGAAGGUAUGGAGUUCAGGUGAUGGGUAGUGGCCUGCUAGCAGAAAUGAAAGCCAAGCAGGAAAGAAGAGCAGCUUCUGCCCAAAAGAAGCUUGGGAAUGAAGUCUCUUCUCAGGAUGUUUCUUCAACUGCUUUAAGCAACAUGGAACGAUCAGAUGGGAGUGGAGCAGUACCCAAGAUGCAUCCAGGCAUUCCAGAGAACCGUUUUGCUGCAAAUAAAGGUGACUCCAUUGCAGCAACACCAGAGAAAAACACCAAAACAGACCCCAAAGUGGACAUCGGUAUAAGACCUCGGAGUUCCUCCAAUACGCCUACCAGCCCCAAACCCCUCCUUCAGUCCCCUAAACCUACCUUGGCAGCCCGACCCACAGUCCCACAGAAACCAAGAACUGCUUCUCGUCCUGAGGAUAUUCCAGAUUCUCCAACUGGCCCUGGUUCCCCUAAAGUUGCUUUGCUUCCACCUAUUCUAAAGAAAGUUCCUUCUGACAAAGAGAGAGAUGGCCAAAGUAGCCCCCAGCCUACAACAAGGUCAUUUCCCCAAGAAGUUUCAUGGAAGAUCCAAGGACAUCACACCCCAGAACACCUGGAGCAAAGACCGAGGUCCUCCAGCAGAGAUGGCUACCAGGGCAAUAAGUCCAGUGACUCUGGAGAGGAUGCCGAGAAAGACUUUAUUUUUGUUUAAAAGGGGAUGCUUUGCAAAUGACUGAUUGUUCAAGGUACUUUUGUAGCCCCAGAUACUGUUUUCUGUUGGUGCAAUUGGUUUUCUUUCUCCUUUAUUCUUUUCUUUUCUUUUUUUUUUUUGUGAAUAGGAAACAAAUUCUUUAUUAAUGGUAUUCAAAGCACAUUAGUUUGUUCUAUCCUUUUCUUAAUGAUACAUUUGAUUCUCCAACAUCCCCUUAUAUGCCUUCACUAAAAACCAGCAUUCUCUACUCACGUUCCCUACUGGAAUUUCUCUGAAGCAGCUACGAAGAGUAUCCUACCAGAGGGUGUGGGGAAGGCAAACUGGAAAGCAUCUCACACGAAUCCACCAUGCAACAGGCUGUGUGUUGUACUGCUGAUUGUAAAUGUGUCAAAUCUGCACUAGUCUGACAAAGAAAUAUAUUCUUGCUGUAUGCAAUUGCACAUUGUAAUUAUAGUCACAGAGCACACUAAUAAAUAAUUUGUACAAAUUAUAUAUAUUAGAUGCUUGGGUCUGGGUUUUACGUUCUCCCAGAGAGAAUGCCUUUCUUCCUGUUGAACUGUACAGAAAAAACAAAACAACCCUCAAAUGGUUACAUUUGCAUACUGACAACAAGCACAACUGAGAGUAGAAUAGAAUCGUGACUCUACUAAAUCCUCAGAUUAAUGUAUAUAGUUGAUUGGAAUGAGGCAAUCGAGAUUUUAUGAAUAUUGGUGUUUGGGAGGUUGUUUUCAGCUCUGUCUGCAUAUUAGCUCUUAAUGUGUGAUUUGAGAGAGAAAUAAUUAGACACCUGUAAAAAAAAAGAGUACUCUUUUGGGGGCAUAUUUCAGAGAUAUUCACUUACAUUACAGGUUGAAUUUUAUUCAUAUGUAUAUUUGUACCAAUAAAAUGAUUUUGCAAGUGGAA